AUGAAACUGACAUUGCUGUUUACAGUAAGCUUUGCAGUUUAUACGGCAAAAGCAGUACCUGCAUUGCAAAAUGUUAAAAAUUAUCCACGAUUCAUCGAAUUUCCUGGCGGAGAUGGUGUAAUGCAUACAGUCGAUUUAGAAGCAAAGCCUGAUAUGGAACUACUCAAUGAAAUCAAUAGAAACCCUGACAAUAACUUGUAUUUACUUUACACUAGGCGAAAUCCAACAUCUGCACAAACGCUAGUUAUAAACAACGCCAACUCCGUCACAUCCUCAAAUUUCAAUGCUCAAGUGCCUACAGUUGUUAUAGCUCAUGGUUGGCUUGGCAGCCAGUACAAUAGUAUAAAUCCAACAAUUCGAGACGCCUAUUUAGGAAAAGGCGAUUACAAUGUCAUCGUUCUGGAUUGGAGGCGCCUUGCGCUGUCAGAUUACGUAACAGCUGCAUACGGAGUACCUGCUGUUGGCCGUGGCCUUGGACAGUUUUUAGCUUUCCUUAAUCUGGUGACCGGUGCACCCUUUAGUUCAAUGCAUUUGGUCGGUUUUAGUUUGGGUGCUCAUCUAGUUGGUAACGCAGGCAGGGAGCUUGGUGGGAGAGUAGCUCGAGUUACUGGUCUGGACCCUGCCGGUCCUUUAUGGAAUUAUAACUACCAACGCCUGCGAGAUACUGACGGUGUUUACGUUGAAGCUAUUCACACUGACGGAGGAACUAUGGGGUUGGGUAUUGGCUCAGCUGUUGCCAAUGCAGAUUUCUUCCCCAAUGGAGGAGACUCUCAACCUGGUUGUUUGACAAGUUUAUGCAACCAUGAACGCGCUUGGGAACUAUUUGCCGCUACUGUUACAUACAACCAUCUCACUGGGCGUCAGUGCUCCAACACGUUGCAAAUUUCACUGAACACUUGUAGAGGAGAUCCAUUAAAUAUGGGUAAUGAUAUUUUAACGAAGACUGGAUCUGGAUUGUAUCGCUUGGACACUGGAAGAAGAUACCCAUUCUAA
This is a messenger RNA of Parnassius apollo (apollo), 993 nucleotides long. Lineage: Eukaryota; Metazoa; Arthropoda; Insecta; Lepidoptera; Papilionidae. The record is from the annotation of a GenBank genome assembly.